AUGCCUGGUGGCACAGGGAAAAAACAAUCAGAGAAGAGAUAUCUUGUGCCACCAACCUUGACAGCAGGAAGAGUGAAGUACCCAAGGAAUGAAGAUCUGGCCAGGGUUGAAGUAGCAGUGCUGGGUACCAUUCUAGCGGUCACAAUUCUUGGAAAUGUAUGCAUCUUGUUCAUCAUAUAUAGAAGGAAGAAGAAGCUAACCAGGAUGCACCUUUUCAUUGUGCACCUUGGCAUUGCUGACUUGGCAGUGGGACUCUUUCAGAUUUUACCCCAAAUGAUUUGGAAAAUCACCUUCAGGUUUAUUGGCUCUGACAUACUGUGUAGAACUGUGAAGUAUGCACAAGUAAUGAGCAUGUUUGCAUCUACUUACAUGCUACUGAUGAUGACUAUAGACCGUUAUGUGGCCGUAUGUCAUCCACUUAAGACUCUGCAACAGCCAAGUAGACAUGCCUAUAUCAUGAUUGGAGCUACAUGGAUCUUUAGUUCUUUGCUUAGUUUACCUCAGAUCUUUAUCUUUUCCUUAACGGAGAUAGGUCAAAAUACAGUAAUUACUGACUGCUGGGCUGACUUUAGAUACCCAUGGGGGGCAAAAGCCUACAUUACAUGGACUACAGUUUCCAUCUUUAUUGUACCAGUAGGAAUCCUGGUGCUUUGCUACAGCUUGAUCUGUUGUGAGAUCUGUAAGAAUCUCAAGGGAAAAAUGCAGAAUUAUGAGACAGGACAGAGGGAGAAUAGUGGACACAUGCCCUCUAGGGUCAGCAGCAUCCGGACAAUCUCUAGGGCUAAAAUUAGGACAGUAAAAAUGACCUUUGUCAUUGUGUUAUCCUACAUCAUUUGCUGGACACCAUUUUUUAGUGUUCAGAUGUGGACAGUAUGGGAUGAAAAUGCUCCAGAUCACGAUUCCUCAGAUUUUGCCUUUACCAUCACUAUGCUACUAGCUAGCCUGAGUAGUUGCAGCAACCCCUGGAUCUACAUGUUCUACAGUGGCCCCCAUCUGUGUGGCAGAACUCCCCUACCUCAUGCAAUCAGGCAGAAUUCUACAGGCAGUGCCUCCAGUCGUCGAGACACCCUCCUGACUCGCAUCCGCAAUAAUUCCUUAGUAGGGGGCAAAAGGAUGAAGGGACAUGCCAUAGUGCCAGAGAUUCUGUACCCUGCAUAUGAAGACACUGUGAUAGAGUCUGGACUUCUGUAG
Molecule: messenger RNA, 1191 nt
Organism: Bombina bombina (fire-bellied toad)
Lineage: Eukaryota; Metazoa; Chordata; Amphibia; Anura; Bombinatoridae
Gene: AVPR1B
Product: arginine vasopressin receptor 1B
Biological process (GO): positive regulation of vasoconstriction; regulation of systemic arterial blood pressure by vasopressin; G protein-coupled receptor signaling pathway
Cellular component (GO): membrane
Molecular function (GO): peptide binding; vasopressin receptor activity
Source: RefSeq, a predicted model, not a curated record